CUUUCGACAUUUUCGAUCCAUAGAAAUGGCUUCUUCGUCUUCGUCUCCGUCUCCGUCUCCCACGGCGAUGAAGGAAGGAGACAACUACCCAAACUGGACGGAGCUUCUUCCCGAGCUGACGUCAUCGAUUCUUCACCGCCUCGGCGCGAUCGAGAUAGUGGAAACCGCUCGGAAAGUAUGCAGAUCGUGGCGUCGCGUCUGCAAAGACCCUUCGAUGUGGCGCAAAAUCGACAUGCGUAACCUCGGAGACCAUGGGGACAUGUACUACGAGGAAUUGUGCCGUCACGCAGUUGAUCUUAGCCAAGGAGGGUUGGUUGAGAUCAAUCUCUGCCACUUCGCUACUGAUUCUCUCCUCAGCUACAUCGCCGAUAGGUUCCAGAAUCUCGUAAAUCGUGUUUCUUUUUUCGAUGGUUCAAGUAACCUGAGAAGCCUUAAAGUUGCACAAUGCUACGAAAUAACAAGCGAGGGACUUAUAGAAGCAGCUGCCAAGCUUCCGUUGCUUGAAGAACUCGAGGUCUCAUACUGCUCAUUAUCAGAAGAGUCUCUCAAAGUCAUAGGCAAGUCUUGUCCAAACCUCAAGACCUUGAAGAAAAACUGCGUCGGUUACAGGCGUCCUCGAGACGAGUCUGAUGACGUCGCUCUAGCAAUCGCCGAAACAAUGCCAGGACUUCGCCACCUCCAGCUCUUCGGGGACAGGUUAACAGACGUUGGUUUAAACGCCAUUCUCGACGGUUGUCCUAACCUGGAACAUCUUGAUCUGCGCCAGUGUUUCAACGUUGAACUUGUUGGGGAUCUGGAGAAGCGAUGUCUCGAGAGGGUCAAAGUUGUGAGACGCCCUAAUGACUCGGUUCAUGAUUACCCGUUCGAUGCAACGGUUAACGACGUGUCUUCAUCAGACGAUGGCGACCCUUAUGGUUUAUCUGAUGUUGAUAUAAUGUCGGAAGAUGAGUUUUACUAUGAUGACCUGUCAGAAGAUGCUAGUGACAACUCUGACUUUGACCCGUACGAAUAUUAUUAUUAGGAUUGGAUCUGUGUUUCUAAAUGCAAUGGAUUCGCAUGUAAUAAAACCUUUUAAAACUCCUUCACGACCUCCUCUAAUCAUGCUUGUAAUUUCGUUGGACUUGAGUAAUGUGUGUGACCUUUAGUAAUCUUUUUAUUAUGCA
Brassica rapa (field mustard) is the source of this 1163-nucleotide messenger RNA. RefSeq names its product F-box protein SKIP19. The record is from RefSeq and is a predicted model, not a curated record. NCBI's taxonomy places the organism in Eukaryota, Viridiplantae, Streptophyta, Magnoliopsida, Brassicales, Brassicaceae. Gene Ontology annotation, molecular function: protein binding.